AUGUUUGAUACCGCGGCUGCACAUUCUGAACUCGACACAAUCCACCAGGUACAAAAUGCACUACUGGAAGCUCUCAGGAAAGAACAAACCAAGGGGCCACAGGCCAUAUCUGCUGCCUUAAACAGUAGCAUAUCCCAGCUGUACAAACUCGCAGUCUUUGUCCAUGAAAAUUUCAACUCGCCGAUUGGAGGCAGCCAUACUACUCCAUCAAGCAAGGCUUUGUUUCAUGAUGUAAGGGCAAGUUUUCAGCAGGUUGAGCAAGUUACAACUGGCACACUGGACGAGAUAUCCAGCAUAAAGGACAAGACUAUCGACCUGAACUCUACAAAAGUUGCAACAUUGCAGCAAAAUGUACAAGAAGCAAAGCAAUCUACUGACCUGAAUCUAAAAAACCUCGAGACGAGAAUUGCCCAAGCCUCCGAAGCGGUAGACACUUGGGGAAAGCAAGUAGAAACGUGUAAGGAAACUCUACAGGAGGCCGAAGAGAAGCUUCAGCAGGAUAGAGAAGCCCAGAGGGACGCAAAUAUUGGGCUGAGUAUUCUUAUACCAUGGUGGGGAAUAGCUGGUUUGAUCGAUCAUAAAUUAUCUCCCGGUAACGUCUUAGUUGACGUCGGUGCGCAGCAGCAAGCACUUCAGGAUGCAUAUAACACUUUUGUUUCCGUUAGGAAUAACCUACUCCAAGCGAAGAAGGAGCAGUCGGACUGCAUUAACGAUCAGAAACAGUUUGAUUCCCUCUUGGAGCAGCUUGGCGACUUGGCUCUUGCUCUUAGCCAGACUGCGAAAAAUAUUGACUCCAUGUCCGAAGCUAUAGGAAAAUUGAGACUGAGAGCUAUACAGGCGGUGCAAGUGGCGGAUGAGAUGUACAAUAACGCAGUUAUUGCCUCGGGGGAUGCGUUCUUCAUCAACGAGUUUGUCAAACCAAUCCUCGAGAUUUGUGAUCAAACCGUAGUGGAGCCCAACGUUGCACCCAAGCUUGAGGCAAUCUUGGAUGAACUGAGGCAGGCUUAUGGCAGAAACAAUAUCCCGGAAGAGCUGGCUACAAAGUUUGAUGAGAUCCAGGCGAAGGUUAAGCGAUUUAUCCCCAAGUCAUCUGAGCAAAAGUAG
Microsporum canis CBS 113480 is the source of this 1104-nucleotide messenger RNA. RefSeq lists its product as hypothetical. NCBI's taxonomy places the organism in Eukaryota, Fungi, Ascomycota, Eurotiomycetes, Onygenales, Arthrodermataceae. The transcript has 3 exons. The coding region runs from base 1 to 1104 and encodes 367 amino acids. The record is from RefSeq and is a predicted model, not a curated record.